CAAUCUCGUUUACUCAAACACCGAUUCCGUUCCCGUGGCCAGCAAUUAUCGAACUCUCCCAAUCCCCAGCCUCAAGUUCCCAUUUCCUUGCUUCUCCAUACGUCUACGAUUUCUCCACGGCCCCGGCUACAGUAGAAGCAAGCUUCUCCUCGGCCCAUGGCCGGCACGUGCUUCUCCACCGCGCGUCACGCCUUCGGUUCCGCCGCCGUGGACCCGCCUUCUAGGGCUGCCUUCCGGGCCGGAGCUUCAUCGCUGCUCCGGAUUUCUGCUGGGAGCGACGGAGUGAUGGCGACACGCGGCAACUCUGAGGGACCGUCUUGCAUUUACGUCGGCCCUAUUGAGACCGCCAGCAAAGAAACCCUCGAAGCUCUGUACCGUCAAGCAAGGGAUGCGUAUUACAGUGGCUCGCCUUUGAUAGUGGAUGACAUGUUUGAUAGAGUAGAGAUGAAGCUCCGGUGGUACGGUUCGAAAUCCGUUGUCAAGUAUCCUCGUUGCAGCCUCAGACGGCAAUCGACUUACUCGGAUGGUGAGGAAGAUAUCUCACAGGCCUUUGCAUUAGCAAGCAUAUGGAUCCUGUUUCUCACUGUGGGAAGCUGUAUCUGUGUUGGACCCAUACUCUACGCGAUCGGAAUAGCUUAUCAAGAUGCAUUUGGUCCCCCAAUUUCAAAUGGCGGUCAGCAUGAUGUGAUAAAGUUCCUUUCUUCAGCGAAUUUUGUUCUCUUCACGGCUGUGGGAUAUCUAGUUGGCUACCCUAUAGCAUCUGCAUCAGUUAAAGUGCUUCAAGGCCUUUGGAGGAAUGACUUGGUGGCACUCAAGGGAGCAUGCCCUAAUUGCGGUGAAGAGGUGUUUGCAUUUGUGAAGUCAAAUGUGACCGAGGACAACCCACAUCGGGCAAAUUGCCAUGUCUGUGAAAGCUUGCUAGAGUUCCGCACAAAGGUUGAGCAAACUGUGCCAAGACUUGGUAGACAGUGGGUCUAUGGUCGGAUAUACCUUGCAUCAAGAAGGCCAAGGAGAUGGAACAGGAUAUCAAGUUAGUUAUCUUGAUUUAUUGUAACAAUGUACAUAAUGAACUACUAUUCCCAAUGCCCCCAUUUUCCCGCCGCUGUAACUGUAUGGUCUGGUGUAUUGGAGGAAUAAGACGAUUGGACUUGGAUGGCUUUGCAUUGUUACUUAAUUAUGAAUCU
Molecule: messenger RNA, 1184 nt
Organism: Linum tenue
Lineage: Eukaryota; Viridiplantae; Streptophyta; Magnoliopsida; Malpighiales; Linaceae
Source: the annotation of a GenBank genome assembly